CACAAACGAGUUUUCUAUGUAGGAUUGAGGUGGGAUGGUGCAGUAUGUCAUAGAGAUACAGAUCAAGUUUAUUUUCUUCAGACUGACUGGAGAGACACACUUCUGGACGGGAAAAAGAAGCUCAGCAUCUCCAUUCAUCUUCUCUUACAGCUCACACAAUCAUCAUGUACAGCAUCGUGGUGGAAAACAUCUACAUGCUGGUCAUCGUCACCCUCAUCAGCGUACUUCAGAAUGCAUUCUUUGCUUUGAAGGUAGAGAAGGAGUGCAGAAGUGUAAAUCCAAACCCAGCUGCUUUUGAACGAGUUUCUUGUGCCAAUCGUAACUGCAUGGAUUCUUACCCAACGUUCCUGGCAGUGAUGUGGUGUGCCGGUCUGUGUCUCAGUCAAGCUCCUGCUUCCUUUGCUGGGGUCAUCUAUCUUGUAGUCAGGCAGAAGUACUUUGUCGGAUACAUGGGACAAACCUCUCAAAGCACCCCAGGCUUCCUGUUUGGAAAACGCGUCCUGUUCUUCCUGUUCCUGAUGUGCAUUGUGGGAAUCUUCAACUACCUGCUGGUGCGCUUCUGCAGCAGCGACUAUAAGGAAUACGUGGAAACCAUCACCAGCGCUGCGUCUGCUCUUCUCCUACUCCCUUAGGGCAAGGUGUGUCACAUAAUGGCACAAACAACUUAUAUGUCUUUUAAUUGAACAAAAACAAAAGUCUGAUUUAAUUUCUGUUUUUAUAAAAGAGCAUUUAUUGUCUGUCAGUUUGGUAAAUAAAUAAAAUGUCAUUAACAAAG
This is a messenger RNA of Gymnodraco acuticeps, 775 nucleotides long. RefSeq names its product arachidonate 5-lipoxygenase-activating protein (gene alox5ap). Gene Ontology annotation, molecular function: leukotriene-C4 synthase activity; glutathione peroxidase activity; glutathione transferase activity. Gene Ontology annotation, biological process: leukotriene biosynthetic process. Lineage: Eukaryota; Metazoa; Chordata; Actinopteri; Perciformes; Bathydraconidae. The transcript is spliced from 5 exons. Gene Ontology annotation, cellular component: endoplasmic reticulum; nuclear envelope; membrane. The coding region runs from base 165 to 632 and encodes 155 amino acids. The record is from RefSeq and is a predicted model, not a curated record.